AUGAGUACCAAUAGGGCUGGCAACUCAGGGCGACGGCCAAGAAGACGAAGUCAAGAAAAUCGAAGGAGAACCCGAUCAUCGUACGAUUGCAGUGGUACGUCAAGCACGGAUUGCUCCGUCGAACGAGCUAAUUGGCGCCAUAAUAAGAUACGCAAGAAGGAUGCGGACAGGAACAGGAAGUGUCUUCCUCAUCAGAAGGUACUCAAACUUCGUAUACAGCUUCAGCAGCUGCUAUCGAAGAAAAUGUGUUCUCAAAGGCAAGCCUUAACCAUACUAGGCCGUUUAAACUUUGCAAACUAUGUUAUUCGUCAGGGGCGCUUGCACUGCCGAAACUUUCAACGACACCUUCGUAUGCUGCGUAAAGCCUAUCCCAGGAGGAAAUAUGUGCUACCAGGGGAAGUACGUACAGAUAUUUACUGGUGGAAACACGCGGUAAGCAAAUGUUCCUUAAUACACUUACCACAGCUUACUCAUCACCUCGUGACCGAUGCAUCCAACCUAGGAGCGAUGCUAAACGAUACUCUAUUAUCGGGCACGUGGGAAAGGAAUCAACAGGGUUGGCACGGCAAUCUCAAGGAAUUGGUUGCCAUACAGAGAACGAUAGAAGCUCGGGCGGAGGACUUAAAAGGCGCCAGUCUAUUAAUACAAUCGGACAAUUUGACUGCAUUAGCAUACCUAAGAAACGAAGGUGGUGUGAAAUCGGAUCGUUUAAUGAAGCAUACUCGCGAGGCUAAUCCUCCGAGUUCUCGGGUUCCUAUAUGGGAUCCUCAACAGGUAGUAUCGUGGCUACAAAAUAAUGUACCCCAAGAAGUAACGUACUUUGAAGCAAGUAGGCGAUGUGCAGUAAUAUUACUGCUUGUGUCAGGUAGACGUGUGCAUGAUCUUACGCUUCUGCGCAUAUCCCCUCAACACUUGGAGGAUAAUUAUACUGAUAUGACAUUAUGGCCUGUAUUUGGUUCAAAGACGGAUACUGCUGAACACCAACAGUCAGGAUGGAAGCUUAAUGUUCAUGAAGACCAGAGGAUUUGUCCAUUAUUU
Messenger RNA from Brenthis ino (lesser marbled fritillary), 1038 nucleotides. The record is from the annotation of a GenBank genome assembly. NCBI's taxonomy places the organism in Eukaryota, Metazoa, Arthropoda, Insecta, Lepidoptera, Nymphalidae.